UCCGUGUUUAUCUCGGUCUGCUGUUCGUCAUGCCUGAACCAGCGAAGUCCGCUCCUGCCCCGAAGAAGGGCUCCAAGAAAGCCGUUACCAAGGCGCAGAAGAAGGAUGGCAAGAAGCGCAAGCGCAGCCGCAAGGAGAGCUACUCCGUCUACGUCUACAAGGUGCUGAAGCAGGUCCACCCCGACACCGGCAUCUCGUCCAAGGCGAUGGGCAUCAUGAACUCCUUCGUGAACGACAUCUUCGAGCGCAUCGCCGGCGAGGCUUCCCGCCUGGCGCACUACAACAAGCGCUCGACCAUCACCUCCAGGGAGAUCCAGACUGCCGUGCGCCUGCUGCUGCCUGGAGAGCUGGCCAAGCACGCCGUGUCGGAGGGCACCAAGGCCGUCACCAAGUACACCAGCUCUAACCACCAGGUUCCCGAUGCUAACAGGAUGCGACCAGACUCCCCUGGACAACCACACCAAUGUGCCUUGGAGCUCUGCUUCCCCAGAGCCCUUCCCCACUAUGGAAAGAGAGAGACAGGAUGGGAGUAUGGAUCGAACUGUCGACGCCCAUGUUCAGCAGGGAAGCAAUUACAAAAGACUUCAACUUUCUGCAUCCCACAAUGAUCUUGGGUCCAUACUCCCAGAGGGUUAGAGUAGGAAAGCUAUCAGGAGGGGUUGGUAUACGGAA
Molecule: messenger RNA, 672 nt
Organism: Erinaceus europaeus (western European hedgehog)
Lineage: Eukaryota; Metazoa; Chordata; Mammalia; Eulipotyphla; Erinaceidae
Product: histone H2B type 1-C/E/F/G/I-like
Exons: 2
Coding region: 30-608 (192 amino acids)
Cellular component (GO): nucleosome
Molecular function (GO): protein heterodimerization activity; DNA binding; structural constituent of chromatin
Source: RefSeq, a predicted model, not a curated record